CGGGCGCUCCUACUCCACAGUCGUCACCCAACCUCACCACCGUUCGGACGUGGCUUAGCAGCUCUCCCUAAAACCCCAGGCCGCCCUACCCCGCCGUUCCUCCUCAGCGAGCUCCUGCCGACGCCUUCUAACGAGUUCCUUGCCCUUCCUAGACGCAAGAAUGAGGAACUUGGUGCUCCUCGCCGCCCUCCUGGCCUGCGCCGUCGCCCUGCCCGAGCCGCAAGGAUUGUUCCGAGGUCGUAAGAUCGGCGGAGGUCGUUUCCCAGGAAAUCGCCAACGAGACUCCUUCACGGACGACAAGCCUACCCCGUCCCGCGGUUCGCCCCAGACUGCCGUCCCCGCCACCACGCCCAAGCCUAAGAAGGAAGUCAACUACGCCUGCAAUGAGAAUGCCUGCGCUCCCGGAUACUCCAAGCUCGACAACAAGUGUUACAAGGUGAUCCAGACGGACACACCGACCGACUUCACAUCUGCGCAGAGGAAGUGCCAAGCCGACAACGCCGUCCUGGCCGCCGACAAGUCCAGUAAGAUCCACAACUUCCUGAAGGAUCUCCUGAAGCCGCACCUGUCGCAGACCAUCGACUCGCAGAACAACCGUGCCUUCCUGGGUCUUCUCUGCCAAGACGCCUGUGAAUCCCCAUCAAACUGGGUGUAUGCUGAUGGCUCCAAGUGCGAAGGCAACGAUUUCUGCGAUUGGCUCAAGGCCGGCACCAGCAACGAAUGGAACUCCCUCCCCACCAGCCUGUACGGACCCUCCAUCGCCGCCAUGUUGGACGACUACCCCGACACCAACUUCCGCCACAAGCUCCAGCCUUACCCCGCUGACCACACCCUCCAGUACAUGAUCUGCCAGAAGGACGCUGACAGCACCGAACACCUGAAGCCCCGCAACCUGAAGGUCCAGGAACGUCUCGCCAACGUGGUCAUCGAGUGGGAAAGGCCUUCAUGCAGCGGCGAAUUCUCUAACUACAUCCUCGUUCUCCUCGGUGGUUCUGCCUCAUACGAUACUGAGAUGAAGUGCUCAGAAAACAAGUGUAGCUUCACCCUGAACCCUGAAGUGUGCAACUACUGCAUCCUCCCCAACACCGACUACACCUUCAGCGUCGCCGCCGUCCUCUCGGAGUCUCAGCUCGGCCCCGCCAUCACCAUCAACAAGAAAAUCGACGUCGAGACCUGCCCUAACUUCGAGACGCCCAUCCACACCAUCUCUACCUGCCGAGGUGUUUCCGAAGUCGUCCACGAUGGCUCCUGCGACAACCAGAUCACCUGGAGCAAGGGAUCCAUGUGCGAGGCCGUUUGCGAGCUCGGCUACGGAUUCUUCGAGAAGCCUGCCCCCAAGUACUCCUGCGACCAGGGCGGCAUCUGGGCUCCCGCUGGAAAGGCCCCCGAGUGUUACGAAAUCGUACCCGUGUUCUCUGCCAACCUGCAGUUCAAGAUCGUGUACAAGCGCUCCAGCAUCGAGAACCUGCAGCACCAGUUCGAUGGCCUCGUCUACAAGUACAACGACAUCUUCUGCCCCUACCCCGAGGAGUGCGGCAUCGGCGACCUCCAGAUCAAGAGCUCUCUCGAUGAAGAAGGCAGCAAGCUGAGCGAGGUCAUCAUCACCAUCGACACCCCCGUGUACAACAUCACCGACCAGUCCGGCUUCAUCGACCUGGUGCGUGAGGCCGUGUUCACCGUGACCGAGGACAACGCCUUCAUGACCCUCAUCGAUUACGACAACAUUGCCCUGGUUCUCCCCGUCAAGAACAAGAGCAGCUUCAAGGCCGAUCCCCAGCUCUGCUGCCACACUUGUCCCGAGGGUCACGCGUACAGGCUCGGCAACUGCGUUCGCUGCCCGUCACCGGAUUGUGCUUAGUGGGAAGCUGCCAUCUCCCAGUACCGCCCUUAACAGUACCUCAUCCAAUCAGCGUCUUCCAACGCCCUCCAGCCAAUUACAAGCCUUCCAUUGAGUCCGUCCGGUGAUUCUCCGUGAUUCUCAUUGGUCCACGUUGCGAAAGGGGGCGUGGUUCAUGGGUACAACAUGUGUGUGCAGAAUAAUGAGGUUAAAUUAUUGAAAACCCCUGUCGUGUAACCUCCAGUCCCUGAAAAAAUAAAUAAAUUAUAUAUUUUGCAUCUACACCAGGUUGUAAAAAUGUAAAAACAAAUAUAUUUUUUGCUGACAGUAUUAUAUAUUUACUUAAAAUUGAAAAUAGUGUUUUGGCGUUUGCAGUAGACGCUGGUGCAGUAUAGGCCUCUCUAUUAAAAGCCUCAGUUAUGUACACUCUAUAAUGUUGUAGCGGGAAGUGUUUUCAAACACCCUGACGCUCAUUCAUAUUUUUUAACAUCCAUUUCAAUAAGUAAAUAAUUGUAGCUUCUUACCAUUUUAUUUCUUCUCUUUUUUUUUUACAGAAGGCUUACGUGGCCUACAUCAUUUUUUACAACCAUUAUCUGUAGCCGCCCUCUAGCGGCGCCCUUUUCUAUUUUUCCGCGUCUUUUAAAACAUCCUUAUAAAGAUCCCUCCCUCUUUCACGUGAAAAUACACUUGUGCUGGUUUCUGAAGUGCUACGUCCUAACCCUUUCCUCCUCUUUUUCCCAGUUAUCAAAAUAUUCCUUUUAUUUUUUUUGUGACGUGUCACCCCAGCUCGACAGAGGAUUGAUUACUUCUUGUCCUGUGCAAAUCAAAGACGGUGGUUGUGUUAAAGUUAUUAUUAACGUUUCAUACCUGCCUUCAGUAAUUAGUUAUUAUUUUUUUCUAUCGCAUGAAAAAUAUAGAUCCAUGAAAAUAAAUUCAGUUUUUAAUUCAGGUAAAAAUGUUGUUUUAGAAGAUAAACAAAUUUUUAUUAUGCGGUUUUAAAGGUAAUCAGUCGUUUUCUGUCCGCGCUGGCGUGUACUCGCACGUUGUGUCAAUAACAACCGAGAAUUUGUCUCUCGGGCCUCGUAAUAGAAUAUAAGUUGUUAUUUAAAGAAAAAAAUAAAUAGAUUUAGAUAUUUGAAAAUUAGUAGCUGUCUAGAGCAUUAUUUCUCCCCAUCAAAAACAUGUAUCAAAUUUCUGUUAAAGGAAUUAGGUUGUCUGUUAUAAUUUUGUUUUGUAUUGAAUUGAAUUAGAAACAGACAUUCGAAUCCUUCAUUUGUAAACAAAAAAAAAGAGAGAGAAUUCCACAUAUCCCCUAUGGAGCAUUUAAUUCCUUAUGAAAGGGAUUAGAUGCUCUAAACUUGACCAAAAGUGGGAUUCCUCUGUAUUAUUUUUAGUACAAGUGCUGUGACACUACACUUGAUGCCUUUUUAGCAGUCAAGAGCAUGAGUCCAAGCUGAUUUUGAUUUACUUUAUUUUUAAAGAAAAAAAUCAGCAAGAUUUUAGCUCUGUCUGAUGGAGUGUCUUUGUGAGUCUCGGUUUCUUGCUGUCAAAUGCUCCAUUUCCCAUAGAUUUUUUUUCCACACUGACAUGUUAAGCUAGUUGUUAUGUGUGAAUGUUGACCAUUGUAUAUACCUUGUAUAUUUUACAUAAGAUACCAAUAAAUGUUUCUUUCUAUAUA
Molecule: messenger RNA, 3515 nt
Organism: Penaeus chinensis
Lineage: Eukaryota; Metazoa; Arthropoda; Malacostraca; Decapoda; Penaeidae
Exons: 13
Coding region: 161-1858 (565 amino acids)
Molecular function (GO): protein binding
Source: RefSeq, a predicted model, not a curated record